UGUGUGUGUGUGUGUGAGAGAGAGAAAUUUCCGCUUCCUGCACCCACAAGCUCUCCGCACAGUGUCGCGCAAACACUCCCAACCAGGCAAACACACAGAUAUCCGCUGUAGCUCCUUUACCCCGCGUGUUGCGGUGUGUGUUCUCUCCGUGCAGGACGUGUUGUUGUUGGAUCUGAACACAGAGUCACGGGCCCGGGUGUCGGAGCAGCAUGUCGGAGCGCGGAGGAGGGCUGCCGAGGAGCGGAGGCGCGCUGUGUCCGUCUCCGCAGCCCUCCAAGCCGGUGGCCAUAACCUCCAACCGGCCGGUACACAUGAACCUGUACGCCACCUGGGAGGUGGACCGCUCCUCUCCGAGCUGCGUGCCCAGACUGUUUAAUUUGACGCUGAAGAAGCUGGUCAUGUUGAAGGAACUGGAUAAAGAUUUGACGUCGGUUGUCAUCGCUGUUAAACUCCAGGGCUCAAAACGAAUCCUCCGCUCCAAUGAGAUUUUAUUGUCUUCAGCGGGACUGACGGAGACGGACUUACAGCUCACGUUCUCUCUGCAGUAUCCUCACUUCCUGAAGCGGGAUGCCAACAAACUCCAGAUCAUGCUGCAGAGGAGGAAACGCUACAAGAACCGCACCAUCCUGGGAUACAAGACACUGGCGCUGGGGCUCAUCAACAUGGCUGAGGUGAUGCAGCACCCUACAGAAGGAGCUCAGGUUCUGGGUUUACACAGUCAGCUGAAGGACGUGUCGGUUCCUGUGGCUGAGGUGCGAGUUUACUCUCUGUCCAGCCAACCGAUCGACCACGAGGGACCCAAAGCCAAGAUAAACGAUCGUUCUCCUGACAUCGACAAUUACUCUGAGGAGGAGGAAGAGAGCUACUCAUCAGAGCAGGAGGGGAGUGAUGACCCUGUUCAUGGACAGUAUCUGUAUGAUGAUGAUGAUGAAGUGAGAAAGAAGAAACCUAGACGUAAACACACAUCCGGGGCUGCCAUCACUCGGCAACCCAACAUCAAGCAGAAGUUUGUGGCCCUGCUGAAGAGGUUUAAAGUCUCAGAUGAGGUCGGUUUUGGGUUGGAGCACGUCUCCCGAGAACAGAUCCAGGAGGUGGAGGAGGACCUGGAUGAGCUCUACGACAGCUUGGAGAUGUACAACCCGAGCGACAGCGGUCCCGAGAUGGAGGAGACCGAUAGCAUCCUGAGCACACCCAAACCUAAACUAAGGCCGUUCUUCGAGGGAAUGUCGCAGUCCAGCUCACAGACGGAAAUCGGCAGCCUGAACAGCAAAGGAAGCCUGACCCGAGACCCCUUCAGCCCGCAGGGGGAGCAGCCUCCUUCAGACAAGAUGAAACACUCGCGCAGCCGCAACCUGGAUGAGACCACAGCCGAGCCUGACGUUACGGAGGUAAAUGAUCAGGAGCUCUUCCCCGAGGUGCCUCCCUCCAUUACCGUUUCUGUAGCUGAGAAACCACGCACACCACUGAAGACCAGCAAGAGCGAAGGACAAACCAUGCCAUCUCCUAGGUUGGAAGGAACACACACGCCUCGGCAGAAACGCAGCACUCCAAUGAAAGAGCGUCAGCUCUCGAAACCGCUGAGCGAACGAACCAACAGCUCGGACAGCGAGAGGUCACCUGAGCUAGGACACAGUGCACAGGUCCUCAGGAAAGCCAUGUACGAUCAGUUGAAUCAGAUUUUGGUGUCCGAUGCAGCGUUACCUGAGAGCCUCAUCCUUGUUAAUGGCACUGACUGGCAGGGCCAGUAUGUAGCUGAGCAGUUGCAGGUUCAGAAGCACCCAGUGGUGUGUACGUGUUCCUCAGCAGAGAUUCAGGCCGUUCUCUCCGCUGUGUUGACGCGCAUCCAGAAGUUCUGUAACUGUAACUCGUCGAUGCCGAGGCCUGUGAAGGUGGCAGUAGUUGGUGCUCAGUGUUAUCUGGGUUCCAUCCUGCAGUUCUUCGUCAGUCAGUUGGCCAAUAAGACGUCUGAUUGGCUGAACCACAUGCGCUUCCUGGUGGUUCCUCUGGGUUCCCAUCCUGUUGCUAAGCACCUGGGUGCCCUUGACAACCGCUACAGUUCAGUUUUCCUGGAUGGAGCGUGGAGGGAGCUGUUCAGUCGUCCAGAACCUCCUCAGUCAGACAUGUUGGACGUAGCAGGUCGUAUCACACAGUACAUCAGUGGAGCGUCUCUCACCCAUCAGCUCCCCAUCGCUGAGGCCAUGCUGACCUGCAAACACAGGACGAGGGAGGAAGAUUCCUAUCAGAAGUUUAUCCCGUUUAUAGGCGUUGUGAAAGUGGGUCUGAUCGAGUCGGGCCAGUCGUCUACAGGGGAUGCUGAAGAGGGCGUGUCUGUGAAUCUGGCCGUCCCCUCGACAUCUCCGCCCACUCAUGGCUCUCCAGCCAAUCUUAAAGAGACGGCCACGCCCCCUUCCUCACCUUCCAUGGGUGCUGUUUUAGCUGUACAAGGGAGCCCCAGCAUGUCUCACGGCGUGGACGCGAUCGGUCUGCAGGUGGACUACUGGCUGGCGUCUCUGGCGGAGAAGCGGCGCGAGGGUGAGAGGAGAGACACGGGCUGUAAGAACACUCUGAAGAGCGCGUUCAGGUCCCUGCAGGUCAGCCGUCUCCCCGGAGGGAGCGCCAGCGAACCCCACGCUCCCGUCAACACCAUGUCUAUGACCGUGGUCACCAAAGAAAAGAACAAGAAAGUGCCGACCAUUUUUCUGGGGAAGAAGCCUAAAGAGAAGGAGGUGGACUCGAAGAGUCAGGUGAUCGAGGGCAUCAGUCGACUCAUCUGCUCAGCCAAGCAGCAGCAGACCAUUCUGAAAGUGUCCAUCGAUGGGGUGGAAUGGAACGAUGUGAAGUUCUUCCAGCUGGCGGCUCAGUGGCCGACGCACGUGAAGUACCUCCCAGUCGGACUGUUCGGUUACAGCAAACCGGCCUCCUAGGAACCGCCCACUCAUCCUGUAACUCCGCCUCCCCCCACUGCAGCAGUCACCCCAUUGCACACAGCUGUAGCAGGGCAGUCGGAGGGAACCUGCCUAAAUGUUCAUAUCGUUUCAGAGAGCAGGCGUGUGGGCCGGACCGGGCCGGCGUGGGGGACGUGCACGCGCGGCUCCGGCAGACUUUAUACAGCGCUAGUCACUUUUAUUUCCACAAAGGGGUCCCUGAGCACCAGUAGUGUGGGACGAGCACAAAAAUAACGGGAGACGCCUUUCAGUCUACCAACAAUCAUAACCAUGUUACAGAGCAUGAGGCAAAUAUCUCGCCCCCUUACCGCUUACAUGACCUAAACGAUCAGCCCUGAUAUUAUCUAUAGUGUUUAAAUACAAAAAACAGCAAACGGUGUUAACCUGCAUGUUUUAAUCUACAACAACCCCCAACCCCCCACACCCCCCAACCCCACUAGGGAAAUUAGUCUUAUUAUGCAACUUAUGUACUUGUGCAUGUGUUAGGCUGUGCGAAGCGUGCAGCUACAGUUAGCCACUUGAAGCUAUGCCUCUUUUUUCCUCUCCCAUCAGUUCAAGUCUAGAAGCUUAGGAUUAGCUGUGAAGUGGUUGCUGUGUUCAUGGACUCUGUGAGUUUUCACUUAUUUUGUACAUACAGUAGGCUUUCGCGUAUUAGCUUUCAGUUCCUAUGAGUAAUUACAACAGUGGCCUUUUUAGAACAUGUAGCUUAAGUAAGGUUUUUAUUAUUAUUAUUAUUAUUAUUGUAUUAUUGUAUUAUUAUUAUUUGUUUCCUUUAUGAGCCAUUUCUCCAAAGAUCAUGCUGGCCAAUCCGAAUGUAAAUCCAUCACGUAAACAUGACCGAAUGUAAAAAUAAAAGGCUCACGAGAAAGUCA
Messenger RNA from Silurus meridionalis, 3817 nucleotides. Its product is annotated as phosphofurin acidic cluster sorting protein 1-like. Gene Ontology annotation, biological process: protein localization to plasma membrane. Lineage: Eukaryota; Metazoa; Chordata; Actinopteri; Siluriformes; Siluridae. The transcript has 24 exons. The record is from RefSeq and is a predicted model, not a curated record. The coding region runs from base 210 to 2924 and encodes 904 amino acids. Gene Ontology annotation, molecular function: transmembrane transporter binding.